Messenger RNA from Penaeus indicus, 5351 nucleotides. RefSeq names its product NADPH oxidase 5-like (gene Nox). Gene Ontology annotation, molecular function: calcium ion binding; superoxide-generating NAD(P)H oxidase activity. The transcript is spliced from 18 exons. The record is from RefSeq and is a predicted model, not a curated record. Gene Ontology annotation, cellular component: plasma membrane; NADPH oxidase complex. Gene Ontology annotation, biological process: defense response; superoxide anion generation. NCBI's taxonomy places the organism in Eukaryota, Metazoa, Arthropoda, Malacostraca, Decapoda, Penaeidae. The annotation marks the transcript as partial.
UCCGCGGACGGGCUUCACGCGCGAGAACCUGGAGUGGCUGGAGCAGCUGUUCCGCCAGGCUUUGGGUCACAAGCAGGAACUCUCCUUCGAUGACUUCAAGAAAAUCGUCCAUUCUCGGAACUCGUUCUUCGCCGAGCGGGUGUUCCAGAUCUUCGACAGGGACAACAGCGGCACCGUCUCCCUCUCGGAGUUCCUCGACGCCAUGCACCAGUUCGCCGGGAAGUCGCCCAAUGACAAGAUCAAGUUCCUCUUCAAAGUGUAUGACUUGGACGGAGACGGGCUCAUCCAGCAAAGCGAGCUGCAGAAGGUCAUGAAGGCCUGCAUGGAGGAGAACGGCAUGAAAUUCAGCGACGAGCAAAUCGAGGACCUGACCCUGGCGUUGUUCGAGGACGCCGACACGCAGAGGACGGGCGCCAUCACCUACGAGUCCCUGAAGGCGCAGCUGGAGAAACACGAUGGCUUGCUGGAGAACUUGUCGAUCAGCAUCGACCGCUGGCUCGUCCCUCCCAACAUCCGGACGGAGAAGGAGUCCAUCUGGAAACGCGUGGCCAAGCUAAGGCCUUAUCAGCUGACGUUGCCCUACCUGAAGAACAAUUACGUCUACCUGAUCUUCCUGCUGGUGUACAUAGCCAUCAACCUGGGUCUGUUCAUCUCCCGCGCCAUCGAAUACAGAACGGCAAAUUGGUAUACGAUCUUCGCCAGAGCCUGUGGUCAAUGUCUGAACUUCAACUGCAUGUUCGUCCUCGUAUUGAUGCUGCGACAAUGCAUCACGUAUCUGAGAUCACUAGGAGCAUCGGCCUUUCUGCCUCUGGACCAGCAUCUCUAUCUGCAUAAACUCUGCGGGUGGUUGAUCUUCAUUUUCUCCUUGGUACACACGCUGAUGCAUCUACUUAAUUUUUCGCUGGUCGUCGCGCCGGCCUCAGACUACACUUUGGCCGAGUGGUUGUUCACGAUGAAACCGGAGAAGUUUGGGCUCCUGGAGGGCAUAGCUAACCCCACCGGCAUCGCCCUUAUGAUCAUCUUGACUCUGAUGGUGAUCUGUUCGCUUCCCUUCGUCCGCAAGUCGGGGUAUUUUGAGGUCUUCUACUGGACUCAUCUGCUGUACGUGGCUUUCUGGAUCCUGACCAUCCUCCACGGACCCAACUUUUGGAAGUGGUUUGUGGCGCCGGGGAUCAUCUUCGUCAUCGAGAGAGUCCACCGUACGUUCAGGCUACGUACGGGCCAUGGCAAGACGUAUAUCAGCUCUGGUGUCCUGCUGCCGUCCAAGGUGAUCCAUUUGGUAAUCAAGCGGCCCGGAGGUUUCCAGUUCCAUCCCGGAGACUACGUGUUUGUCAACAUCCCGACCAUCGCUAAGUACGAGUGGCAUCCGUUUACCAUUUCUUCGGCGCCGGAGCAGGGAGACGCCGUUUGGUUGCACAUCCGCGCCGUUGGAGAAUGGACUAACAGGCUCUACGGAUACUUCGAACGCGAGCAGUUGAGGUGUGAGAGACAGAGGUGCGAGAUCCAAGGGCAAACGUCUUCUGUGUCUGUGUUUAUGGCUGAUGGCGAGAACGUGGAGGUGAGGAUGCAUCCGAGCAGUGAAUUGCAUUCACACGAUAAUUCCAGCAAGCUUGCAAUUACGAACGAAGUUGCUUCUCCAGAAGGCGCGUCCUGUAGCACCGAGCAGACGGUCGAGAACGGCUACACCAACGAGGGCUUCGAACAUGACACCAACGGGAACGCUGCGGUGGACCAGGAAGCAACGGCCUCUCCCCCGAAGAACUACAAGCUCCUGGCGAACCACAAGAACCAGUCGGCGCCCAGCUUGGUUCACAACAACGUCAACGGCAAGAAAGUGCUCAUGAAGUCCCGAUCGGUUCCUGAUUUCGACAGGAAAGUUGAGAGGAGGAAGAAGAAUCACAUACUGCUGAACAAUUUCCGUCCAAAGUCUGACCAGAAGUUCAACCAGAGCACCUUGAAUAAAGCUCUACAAGCGACUCUAGACGGCGACGUCCAAAUGCCAUCGAGAAGAGAGCUUGCAAAGAGCUUUAGGUACAUGAGACGGAAACCGAAAAUCAUCACCCUAGACCUUCCAUCGGAAUCUGAGGGCGAGGAGGAGGAGGAGGCGGCAGUGGCAGACACCGUAGGGAAGGAGACCGUGCUUGCAGUGGAGGAGGGCAGGAAAAGUUACGCCGUGAGCCAAGAGGAACAGCGCCAGAGGAGGAAAUCGAGGCAGGAGGAGAGGCGAGUGAGGAAGAAGAGUAGGAUGGAGGAAGUGAUCGCCGAAGGAGGUUGCGCCGUCGGGAAGCCUCUGGUGAUUUACGUCGACGGUCCCUUCGGCGCGCCUUCCAGCCAUAUCUUCCGAGCUCAACAUGCAGUGCUGAUUGGUACAGGCAUUGGAGUCACGCCCUUUGCCUCUAUCCUGCAGUCGAUCAUGCACAAGUACUGGAAGGCUCGUCACGUGUGCCCCAAUUGCAGUUAUUCAUGGACCAACGAUGUGCCUGACAGUGUUAUGAAUCUUCGAAAGGUGGACUUCUUCUGGAUCAACCGAGACCAACGUUCAUUCGAGUGGUUCGUGAACCUGUUGUCUCAGUUGGAGAUCGAACAGGCGGAACAUGGCGGCGUGAUGGAGAGGUUCUUGGAUAUGCACAUGUACAUUACUUCAGCGCUUCAGAAGACUGAUAUGAAGGCAGUGGGGCUUCAGUUGGCUUUGGAUUUACUGCACGAAAAGGAAAAGCGAGAUCUCAUCACAGGAUUGAAGACGCGUACAAAUGCUGGAAGACCAAAUUGGGAUAAAGUCUUCAAGCAACUGCAAAACCAACAGAAGGGAAAAAUCACCGUGUUUUACUGUGGUCCGCCUGCCCUUGCCCGCACGCUACGCUAUAAGUGUGAUGAAUAUGGUUUCGACUUCCGCAAAGAGAUCUUCUAAGAGAAAAUAUACUCGCAAGAUGGAGGAUCUUCUGUGGAAAUAUACGUGAUAAGAGGAUCUAAGAGACUUUAUUGCCAAAAAACAAAAGAAAAAGGAUCUGUGCAAGCUACUUGGAGAAGAAUGAAUGAAAGUGAUAUUCCCGAAGAAAUCUGGGAAAAAAUUACUAUAUCAAAGAAAAUGUCCAGAAGCUGAUCUGUAGAGAAAAAUUAUUUGAAGAUGUAGAGAACAGUUUUUCUUUCAUUUCUUUUGAGAUUCUUUUUUUUAGAGUUUAGGUAUGUUUUUAAUUUAUAUUUUAUAGUAAGUUUCUGUGCAGUGUAUCCGGGAAGAGUGUUCCAUAAACAUUCAUUUUUUCCCGCCAAUACUCGACAGGAAGAUGAUAUCACAUUUACAUAACAAACUAUAACUUCAAGUCCUUUGGCAUAUAUUGACCAUUUGAUUUAAAAAAAGUAAAUUUGAAAUUACCUGAAAAUAUAUUAGGACAAACCGUGUUCAUGAUCUUAUGUGUAUAUUUUGUCAGUUUGUUUGUCUGCUUCAGAUGCAUUUAAUAUCAAUUUUAUAAAUAUCUCAAUUCUCACUCUAUUUAACUAUUUGUGAUCUUCCUAUAGUAGAAUGACUUCCCAUAUUUCUUUUUUUUUUCCUGCAUUGUAACAUACAUUUACAUAAUACGUAGUUCAAUGCUUCGUUUGUGACAGAGUCGGGUCUUGUAGGUUUAUAUACUCGAGUUUAUUCUCACUGUAAAUUCCACGUCUUUUUCCAAUGACUUUGCUUAACUGUGAUUCCUUAAUGAUGUAGUUUUAAUGCCACUUUGAUCUGAUUCUGCUGCUAAAUUUUUAUUUUAUAUCGAGCCAGAGAGUUCCUUGACCCAUGAUAUUUCAAAGUCUUAGCAAACUUUGAUUAUCGGCUGUAGCGGCUCCUCUGUGUGUGUGUGUGUGUGUGUGUGUGUGUGUGUGUGUGUGUGUGUGUGUGUGUGUGUGUGUCCAUAAGUUUGUGAUUUUUGUGGAAGUUCUUUUUAUAAUAGCAACGAAUAGCCUAAAAAAUAUACCAACGAAGUUAUUUUCUGAAGUAACAGUUCUUACCUGAAGAUCUUAUACUUUUUUGUAUUUGUAUUUAUGAUUAAGAAACUGAUUUUAUAAAAAUCAUGUAAAUCUCUUUUUGGAUACUGAUUAUGCGAGAUGAGUUAGCGCUGGUUUGUGAUUAAUGAAGAAGAUAUUGGUGUAAAUAUAUUUUUCAUGUUUAUAAAUAUCUGAAGUGUGAAACACUAUUGUAAUGAUCUUAAAUACAUAUUUUACUCUAAUUAAGUGAUAUUACGUAGAAUAAUUGUGAGUAUUUGUCUUUCAAAAGUGUAGUUUUAGUAAGAUAAGGACAUUAUUAUUAGCAGAAUAUUAAGGUGCCUGUAUGUAUAAAUUUUGAUAUUUUUUAUACGUUUCCUCUCAUGAAUUAAGAAGCCAGUGAAAUAGAUUUUUAUAUAUUAUAUUUUUUUCAACUAUAACUAACGCAGAAAUAGAUAAGCAAUAUAUAUGUAUGUAUGUAUGUAUAUGUAUAUAUAUAUAUAUAUAUAUAUAUAUAUAUAUAUAUAUAUAUAUAUAUAUAUAUAUAUAUAUAUAUACAUAUGAUACUCAUUGUUUUUGAAGACUAGGGCGUGUGCCAAAUAACAUAAGAUAUGUCUUAUGUUACAUAUGCAAAACAAAGCUAUUUGCUUAAGGUGAAACAUAUUUGUCAAUGCUUGCUUCAUAACCAUUUAAAAAAAAGAAACAAGGUAUGUAAUACCGUGAUGGUAAAAAAAAAAACCACAAUAUAUAUAAUUAACAUAACCGUUAGUCAUGUAAAUAAUUUUCUUGCUUCAUAUACUGUAUUUAAACUACCAUAUAUUCAUCAUAUAAUGUUUACUUUUCCUUAAUGGUAAAGCGUUGCAGUUGUGUUAUAUAUCAUAUAUAUAUAUUAUAAAUAUUUUAUAUAUUAUAUAUACAAUAUAUAUAUGAUAUGUAUAUAUAUUAUAUAUAUAUGAUAUAUAUUAAGAUAUUAUUUAUGGUAAUUUACAUUUUAUUGCCUGUAUAUAUAUGCAAAGUAUUAGCUGGGCUUGUAUUCUGUAUUCUUUGAAACAAAUAUAUAUUUUCUAAAUGAUUAAUUUUGUUUUUCCAAAAAAAAAAAGAUAUAUAAUUGCGUCCGUGGUUUGGGAGAAGCAUUUUUAUAAUAACAUCGAAGUAGCGACUCAGUUUCUUGUCCAAUUUGUAGGAUUAAAGGUACAUUACAUGGCCAAUAGUAACAUUUGUUAAAAUUACUGGAAAAAAAAAUGGAAUGAAUUAUGAAUAAUGGUGUAGGAGGCUGAAUAUGGCCUUAUAAUUCUUUAUUCCUCUUUGCCAAGAUGGAUUUUCAGAAAUGAAAGUAUUUCAAAGAGAGGAUCAACGUUUGAAUGAAAAUAUCCAUAUGCUUGCAAUCUCUUUUA